GUGUAUAAAGUUACAGUGUUUCACUGCUUUAGUCACACUUGAUGACCGCAGCACCAUCUCAGUUAAGAGUCUCCUGGUCUUUGCUUCAAGAGUUUCCAACAGCUGUAACCGGAUAUUAAAAACCUCUGGUGAAGCUGAGAUCCACGUGACACUAUUAUAAAGAUGGCAUUUAUUAAAGAGGAGAGUGAAGACGUGAAGAUUGAAGAAGCAUUCAGAGUGAAACAAGAAGAUCUUGGGGAACAAACAGAUGAUAAAAGCUCAAUAAGAACUACAAUCAGCAAAAGAACAUUCAUUAUACCAAAAGGUCUUCAGGUCUGCUUCCUCACAGACUCGGCGUGUUGGGAUAUCGAGCACUACUUUCCAAACGCACAAUGCUGGGUUCAUCCAGACACGACUCUUGUGAGAUCCGUUCAACAACACGUGAAACACUUUGAGAAACUGCACGACUACAGAAUAGUGAUUCUCCACAUGGGAACAAACGACAUCACAAGCGGAGCGUCUGCAUCGACUGUCGUCCAGAGAAUGAAAACUCUCAUAUCAAGAAUCUCACAAGUUAAUUCACACAUCCUGUAUUUCGCAAUCAGCGCUAUUUUACCACAAGUGAAAGACGACUCUACAGUCAAAACUACAAUCAAACAAUGCAACAGCUUGCUUCAACACUGGUCUUCACAAACAAGAAACAUUCUAUUUCUGAACACUAUAAAAUCAUUUCUCAAAAACAGAAAAGUAAUCCAAAACCUAUACAAACACGACGGACUUCACCUGAACCAAGAAGGAAAACACAAACUGUUUUCAUACUUUCAAC
Sinocyclocheilus rhinocerous is the source of this 805-nucleotide messenger RNA. RefSeq lists its product as uncharacterized. The annotation marks the transcript as partial. The transcript is spliced from 4 exons. Lineage: Eukaryota; Metazoa; Chordata; Actinopteri; Cypriniformes; Cyprinidae. The record is from RefSeq and is a predicted model, not a curated record.